Carlito syrichta (Philippine tarsier) is the source of this 766-nucleotide messenger RNA. It is a transcript of the gene MIX23, whose product is annotated as coiled-coil domain containing 58. Lineage: Eukaryota; Metazoa; Chordata; Mammalia; Primates; Tarsiidae. Bases 100 to 468 code for a protein of 122 amino acids. Gene Ontology annotation, cellular component: mitochondrion; mitochondrial intermembrane space. The record is from RefSeq and is a predicted model, not a curated record. The transcript has 5 exons.
GUCCAAUAUGGCGGCGCCCAGUGGCGGUGUGAACUGUGAAGAGUUCGCUGAGUUCCAGGUGAUGGGGUUUUCCUCCUGUGGCAGGAAUUACUCAAGGUGAUGAGGACAAUUGAUGACAGAAUAGUACAUGAAUUAAACACUACGGUUCCAACAGCUUCCUUUGCAGGGAAAAUUGAUGCCAGCCAAACCUGUAAACAACUCUAUGAGUCUUUGAUGGCAGCUCAUGCCAGUAGGGACAGAGUCAUAAAAAAUUGUAUAGCCCAGACCUCAACAGUAGUAAAAAAUCUUCGAGAAGAGAGAGAAAAGAAUUUGGAUGAUUUAACAUUAUUAAAGCAACUUAGAAAAGAACAGACAAAGUUAAAAUGGAUGCAGUCAGAACUGAAUGUUGAGGAAGUGGUAAAUGACAGAAGCUGGAAGGUGUUUAAUGAACGCUGCCGAAUUCACUUCAAGCCUCCAAAGAAUGAAUAAAGAAGGAGAGAUACUUUUUAAGGACCGAGUCAUCUCAUAAGAGCUAAGCAUGACUGCUAUCAACAGGGUGGGCUUCCUAGGAUGAUUUCUGAGCCAACAGUCCAAGACCUUUUGUUGAUUUCAGCCCCACUUAUCCAAGACCUCAAAUAUAAAUAAUACUGAUAAUUAUGGAGAAAUCAACUGCUAUUUUAUACUGAUUCUAUAAAAAAAAGUUUUGUAACUAUUAAAAUAAUUUUCUGACUCAGUGUACAUAUUUAUUUAUUCUCUAUGUUGAGACGGUAAGUUCUCAUAAGAGAAU